AUGAAAAUUGUAUUAAUAAACUUCAUUGCGAGGAGCAUACACCUUGAAUGUAGCAUGUACUAAAUUAUUAUCAAUAACGUUACGACAGCAUUUACAAGCCGUCAGGAUUUGCAAAACUUUUUAUUUCAAAGUGUGCAGUUAUUGCAAUAUCAAUUUCCAAAGCAUUAUUUGUCUCUGUGAAUAUGCUUCCAUUUGUUUUUGGUACAAGUCAAUCGUAUAUAUUCUCAUAAUUAUUAAAAUUCAUUUUGUGGCAUUAAAAUUCAUUUUGUGGCAUUAAAAUUCAUUUUGUGGUUGUAAAAUCAACAUGACUUCUGCAUGCUGCAGCGCUCAGAAAUGCGUCAUCGUAAUUGGGGUAGUAACAGGGAUUUUGGCCGCCAUCUCAUGCGUGUCGGUGGUGGCGACGUACAUCACGUUGGAGGAUCACAUGCAGUCGUGCAAGCGAGACGAUGCCAGCAGCGCAUCAGACGUGCUUAAGUUGCUGCCUUGUGAACUCUUCGUCAACGCUUCAUUUGCUCUCUCUAGUCGAGUAUUCUUGCUGGUGCAAAUUACCAUCUGGCUUCUGCUGCUUCUUUUCUCAAUCAUGCUCGUGAUGGGAGCUGUCAAGGAACGGCCUGGGUUGUUGGUGCCGUGGGUAGUGCUCCUCCUCAUCAUCAUGGGCUCGAUUUUAUACGACGCUGUCAUCGCAGGAAUGUCGGGGAAAUACAUCAGUGUUUUGGUGUCAGUUGUCGCUCUUGGCGCGGCAUCAGCGUGUCUUGUAAUUAUAAAGAAGUAUUCGAAGCAACUAAAACGAAGAAAUAAGUACACUGAAGCAACAGCAGCUGCUCAUCUAAACUUACCGCUCUCGGAGCUAUACUGCCAAACGCCUCCCCUGCUCUUUGCUGUAGGAAACUCGAGGCCGAAUGCCCGGUUUGUAAACUACGCAGACAUCACUUCACUCUGCCCAGACUUACCUCCAGAUUAUGCAACUUCAACCGCUCUCAACAAAAUGAAAUUCGAAUCAUCAAAUCGCGCACAAUCAAGUGAAACGACUACGAAUCGCCCAAGUCUUACGGAUGGUAAAUCCAAAACACCCUUACCAACAAACUUGGGGGUUCUCCAUUAACACGGUAAUGAUCCUUCAGGAACCUUUUAGGUUAAUUACUAAGUACCAAGUAAGGUAUUUUUAUAAAUGAAUUAAAAAGUUAAAUGCAAUAUGCAGUUGAAUCGUGAAGUACACUUGCGAUGGCCGAGUGAUCGAGAUAACCAAAUUCAGAUUGGGAACUGAGAGUUGCGGGUUCGAAACCCCUCAACAUGUUGCGGAAAUUCCCGUUGAGUUCGGCAAGAGGGCCGGCCUGGUUGUUACAAAUUGGCUAAAUGCCAACAUGGCCUAAUCGACGCUAACACAACUAUAUUUUUAUAUUUUUUAAUAUAGACAGCGCCCUGUAGAGCACAUCAUAUUGGAAAAAAUAUAACUCUGUAUUCACUGCAGUGA
This is a messenger RNA of Hyalella azteca, 1471 nucleotides long. RefSeq lists its product as uncharacterized. The transcript is spliced from 4 exons. The record is from RefSeq and is a predicted model, not a curated record. Bases 305 to 1102 code for a protein of 265 amino acids. Lineage: Eukaryota; Metazoa; Arthropoda; Malacostraca; Amphipoda; Hyalellidae.